Molecule: messenger RNA, 916 nt
Organism: Drosophila ananassae
Lineage: Eukaryota; Metazoa; Arthropoda; Insecta; Diptera; Drosophilidae
Product: serine protease SP24D
Exons: 2
Coding region: 38-796 (252 amino acids)
Biological process (GO): proteolysis
Molecular function (GO): serine-type endopeptidase activity
Source: RefSeq, a predicted model, not a curated record
CGGGCAGGAGCAGCUCUUAGUGCCAAUUUCUGGGAGCAUGGGUCCGGUUCGAUCACUUUCCGUCUGUCUGCUCCUCCUCCUGGUGACCUUGGGGGUCGAGAGCGCCCGUCUCCCGGCGGACGUCGGCUCCCUCCCGCACACCAUCUCCCUCCGCCGAAACGGCCAGCACGUCUGCGGCGCCGCCCUCAUCAACGCCAAGUGGGCCUUGACCGCCGCCCACUGCGUCAGCCUGAGCGGUGGACAACAAAGCUAUCCCCCUCGCUCGUAUACCGUCCGCUGUGGCAGCAUCCAGCGCCUGGUGGGUGGCCAGCUGCUGCCCCUUUCCCAGAUCAUAAUCCACAAGAACUACUCCAGCUCGGGCUCCCCCGGGGCCAACGACCUGGCUCUCUUGGAGCUGCAGACCCCCGUGACCCUGAACACCAACACACAGCCCAUUGCCCUGGCCGAGGAGCGUGCUCCGGCUGGCUCCCAGGUGAGCUUCGCCGGGUGGGGCUCCUCCGCCAUUGACGGCUCCCCCAGCCACGCACUUCAGGUGGCCACCCGCGUGAGCUUGAGCAAGGAGGAGUGUGACACGACGCUUUACCUGGAGCAGGAGGAUCUCCUCUGCCUCUCGCCCAGUACGGAGGACACCGACUUAUCCGGUUUGUGUUCCGGAGAUGCUGGAGCUCCGGCUGUCUACAACAACCAGCUGGUCGGCAUUGGCUCCUUCUUCGCCGGAGGCUGUGGCUCCGGCCAGCCCGAUGGCUAUGUGGACGUCACCCAGCACCUGGACUGGAUUACCGAGAAUACUGCUUGAAUAAUAAUAAUUCCAAAUACUCGCCCGGAAAAAGGAUGUAAUAGGAAAGAUAGACUUUUAAAGACUUUUAAACAGAUAUUCUGAAAACGAAACAAAAUAAAAGAUAAAUUUCAAUUAAAA